GUUCAAUUGAUUCCACUUUAAAUUUAGAGGGUUUCCAGUCAAAAAUUCGUCUACGGAAGGAGUACCUACAACUUCGGAUUUAUCGCAAGCAAAGUUAAAUGUUAGGUAUACUGGUACAACCAACAGAACCAUACGGUGCUAUUUGCCAAUACGAAAAUCAUAUAUGCAAUAAUCUCGAUUAAGCCUCGUAUGUAACAUUCCUAGGCACCAAGCCUGCGGGUACCAUUUCGAUGGUACUCCUCGGCGCACCUUCGGCUCCCACUUCUUAGCGUACCGCCGAGGUGUUCCGCAAGCAAGAGAAAUCCAACGAGAGAGGUAACACUAUUACGUACCACCGUACUGCGUUUAUGUGGAUACUGGUCGCGCGAAAUAAGCCGCGUAAUGAAUUUUUGAAUUAAUUUUUGCAAAAAUAGUCAAAAAUGGCACUAAACGUGUCGCUAGUGUUUAGUGUAGUGUUCGUUGUAUUGUACAGUGUGUGUAAGGUAGAAGGACAUGUGGCGCUAGUGUUUCCACCGGCCAGAAAGUACGACUUGGAUUUUUUGGAUAGUUCCAGAACCAAAGGACCAUGCGGGAUGCCGAAAGGAAACGUGAAAACAUCCCUAUUACAAGGAAGCAAAUUCAAUGUGACGUGGCACUUGGGAUACCCUCACAAGGGCGGAUUUAAAAUUCAACUCUUGGACGAACUAGAGAGGCCAGUAUUAGAUUUAACUCCCAGCGUUCAAGGUUCUGAGUUUAUUGCAAACGAUGCAGCUGCCCAAACCUACCAAGUACAACUCGACCCGAAUUUCGCCUGCACCAAUUGCACCUUAAGACUGUUGCGUCAAGCCCUAGAAUGGGGCAAAGACUACAAAUUCUGGUCAUGCGCCGACGUCGACAUCAAACCGCGAAAAGUAUUCCGCGAAUCCUGCAGCAACCACGGUCGUUAUUUGCUGGGCAGGUGCAAAUGCGACCGGCUCUACUACGGCUCCGUUUGUCAAUUUAGAGACGAGUGUUUGGAGAAUAGCGACUGUGGCGCCCAAGGAGUUUGCGUGGACGUCGAAGCUACCACAGCACCACGUAGACAAUGCUAUUGUCAAUUGGGUUGGUUCGGACCUGGAUGCAACAAACGCUCUCCUGUAAAAUCUACCGAAAUCGAUUUCGACCUCUACACAGAAAAAAAGCUCUCCGACACAUUCAAACUCUAUUGGAGAAUUCUCAAAGAGCAUCGGGAACUGGAGGCCGUCAUGGUGGUGAACGGAACCAGCUACGCAGCUCUGGGCUGGAGACCUCGUUCAUUAACAACAAGCUGCAAAAAUUUCCCGCAAAUCGGCCCUGCAGGUGCCUCCGUCUCAAACGGAGAGCCCAAAAGCGAGCCGGAGCCUGAACCUAAAAGCGAGCCAGAACCUGAACCUACAAGUGAACCAGAACCAACUGCAGAGCCUGAACCGACGACAACGGAAAAAUUCAAGAAAUCUACUUAUAAUCGGAGAUCGGCCGCCAUUCCAACACCAGCGAUUUAUAAAGAUGUGGACAAAGUAGAAACUAGUGUUUCGUAUCAAGUUAGUAAAAGUUCAGGCAGAAGCAAAAGAGACACAGAUAAAGAUUCGGAAGAACCUGCAGCUGAACCAGAGCCGACAUCAGAACCGGAACCUACCUCAGAACCCGAACCAGAACCCAAAUCCGAACCAGAACCCAAAUCCGAACCAGAGCCCAAAUCCGAACCAGAACCUAAAUCCGAACCAGAACCUACCUCAGAACCAGAACCCACUUCAGAGCCCACUGCCGAACCCGAACCGACUUCAGAGCCGGAACCUAGUUCUGAGCCUGAAGCGACCACGAUAACCUAUUCCUUCCGACAUGCCAACCUAAAUUCUGAUCCCUCCGCUGAGCCUGAACCUUCCUCGGAACCUGAACCUUCCUCAGAACCUGAACCUUCCUCAGAACCUGAACCUUCCUCAGAACCUGAACCGUCUUCCGAGCCCGAACCUAGUGCGGAGCCUAAUGUUAAAACGCACUCUAGCUUAGAAAUUACGGCACCCAAGAAAGAUAAGGGAAAUAGUGAAGGUAAAGGAAAUUUAAAUCCCUGGACGCCAAGGCACGAUUUCAGUCCUAUGGAUUGUACCGAUAUUAUUAUCGGUUCCGCACGUGGCACCGCCAGCAGAAUCAACGAUUAUUACACUAGAGAUCGCUCUACUCCUCGUAUGGAUAAUUUCUGGGGCGGCAAAAACGACCUGACAGCCGCCAUGGGUUUCGAAAAAGACGGAGUGACUACCAUUUUGUUUAGAAAAAAAUUAGACGCCACGGAACCGUCGGAUCACAGCAUCGAAGAGGAUCUUAUGCACGUGAUUUUCGCACAAGGGCAAGAAAGAGGCAAAUACGUGCACAGGCCCGCAUCGGGGGUGGAAACUUCGCAGGAAAACGACUUUUAUAAGCCGGACGAGCUCAAGUACCACGGUCACCGUCAACAGAGAGGAGUCGUGUCUUUGAACUUUUUCGAAGAGAAGAAAGACAUGGUUCCUAAUGGGGAGGAAGCGACAAGCGACACUGUGCAAAAUACCGACUGUAGCGGCGAAUGGAAAGUACCCAAAGGUUGUGAUCCUGCUAAUUACACUUGCGAAUAUUCUGCCAGAUGGGAAUUUGUGCCUAGGAAGGAUGAAAUACGUUUUUCAAUAACGACAAGUAACGUGGACACCUGGACAGGCAUCGCCUUCUCCAACGACGAAAGAAUGUCUCAAACCGACGCCAUUUUGGGUUGGGUAGAUAAAACCGGACGUCCCUUCCUCAUGGACACUUGGAUUACUGGCUAUACUCAGCCGUUCUUGGACAGCAACCAAAACAUAUACAAUACCAGCGGACGCGUAAUCAACGGAGUGACCACAUUGUCGUUUACGAGAAAACGAAACACUAACGACGCUAAAGAUUGGGCUUUCACGGACGAACAGUGUUUAUUUAUCAUGUUCCCUGUCAAAGGAGGCGCUUUUAACAGUGUCAAUAAGAAGAUAAGAAAACAUGAAGUGCUGCCAGUGGUCAGUACUGAGAGGAUUUGUAUCAGGUCUUGUGGCAAUGAUGACAUUUACGAUUCUCAAACUACAACAGAAGCUCCAGGACUUGGCUACAUGGUCAAAGUGAAACUGGUCGAAUUAGGUGAAAACUUUGUCGCACCCAAAUCGGGUACUAUCGAGUACGAGGAUUUGAGUAAUUCGAUCUCCAACAAUUUCCUGCCGGUAUUUAGAGGGUUGCCAGGCUAUCGACGCGUGGUUGUUGAAGAUUUAGAAACCGAAAACAACAACAUUGUCGCAGUGAUGAACCUUCAAUUGGACAAAGCGAUGGCCGAAAAGGGCAGAUCGCUGACAGAAGCUGAAGACACUGACGAGCAAGUCCAUAAAGUUAUACAGGAAAGCGUGGGAUCCGGGAAAAUUGGAAAUUUGAAAGUAGAUCCGCAAUAUUUGGUGUUUGAACCGCAAAGCUUGACAACCAAUUUGAUUCCCGACUCUGAUGGAUCGACGAUCAGUUCAGGAUUCUUCGACAUGCCCUCGACGAAACUCUACAUUGUGCUGGGCUGUAUCGCCGCCCUGGUUUUGGUGGCUCUGGUACAGGCCGGCUGUACGGUGUACAGAGCGACAGGACGCAGAAACGCUAACCGUCACAAGGACCAUCUAAUCCCGAACUCUGCGUGGAAAGACUACUCGGCCAACACCAACUACGCGUUCGAUUCGUACGAGCGCGAAGAGGCGGCGAAAAAACACCAGCCAAACGGUAACAACGGCCGCGCGCCGCCGCCCUCCGGUCGCCCUCGCUCGCAGCCGCCCCGGCCUCAAGGACGGCCGCCCAGCGUGCCCCCCCAAGCGCCGCCGGGCGACUCCAGGAGUCUGCAACGGCCGAGAAGCGCCGCGACGCUGCCUCCCAACGACCGGAGCACGUUUUCGUUGCCAAGGACUCAGUACGACAGGCACACGGUGGGGGCAGCGAAGGGCGGCAACAUGCCGGCCGAUUUUUAUUUUAUGCCGUCGCAGAGGAAGUAUUCGGGAGAAGUUGUGAGGGUGUACGUUGAUUAUAACGGACAAAAACGUGAACAUUAAAGAUGAUAGACUUUGGACACAAGUUUUUCCAGUAAGAAAUCAGAAAGUUUGUAACCAAUAAUGAGAUGUUUGUAAAUUCAGUUUGAGACAAUCUGAUUGACUCUAGAUGGUUUGUUCCAAUAUUUAGCACAACAGGGCUUGGACUCUGUAACGGAUAAAGAUCGUUAUCCCCAUCGCUAUGGCACUUGCCGUCUUCUUCUCUCUUAUCGAAAUCAAUAGAGAGGGAACGUCAAUAAAGAUAGAGAAAAUAUCUCUAUUUGUUACAGAGUCCCAGCCCAGAUUUCUCAAAAAUUAGCUAUUUUUGAUUGUUUGUUCAUAACAGGCAGAGGCGUAUUAUGUUAGAUACCUUCAAUCUAGUCUUAUUUUUUCAAGAAACAAAUUUUCCGAAACGAAAAUGUAGCUAAAAUGUACCAUAACUUUAAUUCUAGUAAUUUAAUUAUUAUUAAUUUAGUUUGUUAAUUGAAAAUAGAGAUUUUUACUGUUUGAAUUUGACCAAAUGUCUCUCCAUCAUCAGGUUGAGUUAAUAUUUGAUCAAAUUCAAAUAGAAUGGACGGUGGUCGGUGAGAGUGGUCAAAGUUAUGGGCUAAUCCAUAUAUUGUGCUUGUAACUUUAACAGCCGUAUUCAUAGUCAAUCGCCAGUGAGUCGCCGUGUGCUGGGCCAAAUACGGUGACUCGCUGGCGAUUGACUAUGAAUACGGCUGUUAGUUUUUCAGUAAGAGCAUUGCAUUUUUUCCCUCCAAGACUAAAGCACCUUUAUUCAAGAAAAUAACACAGAAAUCAUAACGAAAAUAACAGUAUUACUACAAUUACAAUCAAGUUUAACUUUCCUAUUAUAAACUUAUACAAUUCUCAAUUAAGUAACUGAUUCUUAAGACACUGGCGUUAAAUUAUCGCUGACUUUUCUCUGGGUGGCUGACUUCGUCUUAUAGCGCGUCGUUGCUUCUAGAAUUGUCUAGACUCUAGACAAUUCACUUCAGUUUGUCUCAAAUUCGCUGAACUAUUGCGCGAUAUAAUUCCAUUGGAGAAAUUUGUAGCCAUUAGGCAGUGUUGCAAUAUUGUUCACGAUUUCUCCAAAUUGAGUUAUAAAAGGGAAGUUUUUUAAAGGCUUUUAAAAGCCGCUGGAAUAGUUUCUUGGAGCCACCUUUAAAAACAUUCAACGUUCUGAUUCAGAUACGUUUUUAUAAAACGUCCGUUUUGGAUGUCAAUAAAGACAUUCAAAGUUGUGACUAUUAGUCCAGCAGGCAAGUACUUUCUGCUGGAAAGUAUUUCGAAGUUAAUGAUAUUUUGGUUUAUCAUUUGUGGGUAGUUUGCGGAGUAAAAUCUGAGUUUUUGACCUCGAGGACCUUGUGCUAGCUUGGGGGCAGUCGAAAAACCACGAAAUUUUCGGACUUUUUCAGUUUUUUGCUUAUAUUUUCUAAACCAUGCGUUUUAGCGGAAUACACCUAGUUAUAAAGUUGAAGAACAUUAAAUUUUCUUCAAAUUUCACUUGCUACCUUUGCAGAUAUUUCGUGCGUGACUCUACAUCUUAAUUUGUCUUCAGAGAGCGUAGACUGCCGAAGGAAGCUAUUUUCCUGGGUGUCAGUUGACCCACUUCUUCUGGUGACAAUAUUGCCCCCUCGAGGAAUUUGAGCCUCUUGCAGAAUUGGGCUGGACAUUCGCAGAGCAGGUGCUCUGCGGUCUCUAUUGCGUCUGAACAGAAUCUGCAGAGAUCGUCUUCCGCUCUGCCUAUUAACCUUAAAUGGUAUUUUACUGGGCAGUGUCCUGUGAGCAGUCCCACUACCAAUCUGAUGUCUGGUCUGCCCAUGUUUAGAAGCUGUUCAGCUCUUUUUGACUGUCUGAGUCCCGGUGUGUACCUCCAAUAUGAUGACAGUUGGGCUUUCUCCCAUUUCUUGAGUUCUUCCAUGAUGUGGCUUUUCAUUAAGCCAGCCCCUUCCUUUGCGAGGCCAUCUGCUUCUUCCUUUCCUUCUAUGCCUCGAUGACCAGGCAGCCACAUCAGCGUUACCUGGUUAUGUCUCGCUAGUGUUUUUAGGGUCUGUUUACACUCCCAGACUAGUUUUGACGUGCAUUUGAAAGCCCUUAUAAGGCUUUUAAGGCAGCUUGGCUGUCCGAUAGUAUGAAGAUGUGUUUUCUUUUGAGGCUUUGGUUAAGACACUCUUGUGAACAUAUAUCUAUGGCAAGCAGUUCGGCUUGAAAUAUUGUAAGAUGUUUACCCAAUGCCUUGGAGAGCUUGAAGUUAGGGCCGGAAAUGCCCAGUCCCAGAGAUGCAUUGUCUGCUUGUGGCAAUACCACUGCGAAGGGGAUCUCUAAGUCCAAUGUGACCAUCAUGUGGUCACUUGGUUUGCUGGCAUUCUCCAGUUUUAUUAGAUCAAGGAUUCUCAGAUGUCCCCUCUGAUCGCCAGACUUGAACUUGUCUAUUUAUUGCCUCCUUUUUCACACAUAGGUGAAGUGGGGGCAUGUUGAGUAGCGUCUCUAGGGCUGCGGUGGGGCAAGUUGACAUUGACCGUUAUUCCUAGACAUAUCAGCCUUUGCACCUUUCUUAACUUGAUCUGAGCGGUGACUUGUUGGGUUUUGGGCCACCACACCAAUGAGGCGUAUGUGACCAUGGGCUUUAUUAUAGUUUGGUAGAUCCAGAAUACCAUCUUUGGCUUUAGCCUCCAUGUUUUGCCAACAAGUUUUCGGCAUGACCAAAUGGCUGAUGUAGCUCGAGAGCAUGUUUUCUCUAACUGUUUGUUCCAAGUAUGGGAUAAACAUAUUUUAUCCUAAUCUCUUUCACGUGCAUCCACAGACGAUACAUUUCUACUGUGAACCUGAAUUAUUUUUCGCGUUAACCGCAACCAAAACCUCGAAAUUAUCGGACUUUUCCAGUUUUUUGCUUAGGAGCUUCUCAACAAAGUUGAAGAACUUCAAACUUCCUUUAAAUUUCACUGGCCAAAAGGAUUCGAUCCAAUAGUUAACCAGAUAUAGUGGUUCAAAAAUUAAAGUAAUUUCUCAGAUUAUCAAAAUUAGCAUGGAAAUGCAGGUUUCUACUCUAUAACUUUGGAAAACAUAAAACUUUGACUAUGAGUGCAGCAAAGAUCGUCGAUAUCGUUCUAUGGCUCUGGUAACUUUAUGCCAACAGGAUUUGCCACAGAACCUCAUGUAGCAGGUACCCACCAUCGAUAACUGCGCAUUCGCUGCUGUCGAAAAAGUAGGCUUUUUCUUAUGUUGUCUAGGGUGUAUGUAAUGGGGUGAAAUAAAAGGUCCUCCGGUGGAUUUGUGUGAGUAAGGGACAAGCCCUCAGUCCACGUCCUCGUCUUCAGAAAUUGGCAAAAGUGUAACCCCAGUCUUCGUCUUCACGUCUUUGGGACGGGGUGACACGGCUCUUCACUCCCACAACACAAUUGCAAUAAUUGUGUACGUCUUCCGUCUUUAUCGCCUUUCCACACCACUUCUGACUAGAUUUCUUGACUAAUGAAUAACAAAUUAAUGACUGAUUUAAUAGAAUGAACACCCGCCAUACUAGUACUAGAGAGUACACAUACUCGCCAACUUUACGCCUUUUCGCGCAUGCACCUGCCAUUGCUCUUUUUAAAGGGACCUCCUCUGGCAAAAUGUCAGAGAUGUGUUCACUUUCUAGAAUCUAGAAAAUGCAUCAUAAUAAUAUUGACACCUACAUAUAAACUGCUGGACAAAUGAAGCGGAACAAGCCAAUUUUUAAUUUAACUCUUGACUUUUGUGCCCUUAUGCAUACCUCCCUCUGUGAAGAGAGACAUCGGAUCAACAAACAACGUUAUCUUUCCGCUCUCAUUUCAUGUCUUGAUAAUUCCCUUCUUCCAAACAGGUCUUCAUACCAAUAGUUCGAGCUGAGUGACAGUUCACAACUUCAGGAGCAACAGCUCCUGUGCCUAUUGAGAUCAGUAGAUAGACGAGUUCAGCACGGAUGACGUCAAAAUCAGAAUCAAAAACGGUUUAUUUUCCAAAAAUAUUUAUUAAAAUAGGAUACAAUAAAAAAAUAAUUCAGGGACACAGUAGACCAUGAGUGCACCUGAAAGAGACGAGGAUUGAAGAUGUUUAUCCCAUGCUUGGUUUGAAUUAUGUUCGGACGAGAAAAAGUUUUUGACAAGUUGAGAUUUUUUUUGGAUAUUUGAAUUACUGUAUCUUCGUUACUAUUGCGUUAAAGAAUACUUUUGAUGAGUUAUAUUUGAAUAAAAUUUUAUUUUCUUUAACUUUAUAAAUAGGUGUAUUCUGCUAAAAACGCAUGGUUUAGAAGUUAUGAGUAAAAAACUGAAAAAGUUUGAAAAUUUUUAGGUCUUUUGACUUCCCCCCAAGUUAGCACAGGGUCCUCGAGGUCAAAAACUUAGAUUCUACUCGACAGACUAUCCAUAAAUGACCUGUUAAAAUAUCAAUACUUCGGAAUACUUUCCAGCUACCCCCUUUAUUUAUUACCUACUUGCCUGCUGCUGGCCUAUAUGUAUAGGAAAACCUCUAUUAGACGUUCUCGGAGACUGGGAACUUCUCAGUAAAAACGGAUGUUUAUAAAAUUUCCUCUCGGUCAGUUUGGUACGUUUUUAAGAAUCUUUCAAACAUCCUAGUACUGGGAAGUUCAAAAGUUCAUUUUAUUAGGUAAAAUGCGGAUAAAAAUGUUUGCCUAACAAAACUCUAGUUAAAAAGCUAACAGUUACCAGCACAAUUAAUAACCCAUGGGUCUUUCCCCAUGUAUUGACCAAUUGACCCCUCCACUACAGGGGUUAUGUGAAGAGAUAUCAAAAAAUUGUAAAAACAAUCCGACUAUAGAUAUUCAGUAAAUACCUAUACAGUAGAGAUUCUUCAUCCAAACAUUAUUAGUAGCUCCAGAGUGAUUUUUCCAUAGGAAACAAGGUUGCCACAUAGUAAUUUUUAACAAAAAUCGGUCAAACAAUUUAUGCAAUGUUGCAAAAUCUAAUUUCUCUCAACAGAGCUGUAUAAUUUUAAUACCAACUAUUUUAUGGUGCCUUAUAAUUAUUGUAAAUAGAUCGCUAGUAUUUUCUUUUACCAUUUUAUACUUUGUUAACCAUUUUAUACGUACUUUAUUAGGUAUAUUUGUUAUGUUCAACUAGUUGUACAGUAAUUUUAAGGACAAAAUUUUUGAAAUAAAACUACUUAUAAUGUUUAAAUUACAAAUAUUUAUUUCCAAUUGGUUUUUUUUUUAUCAUAAAAAUAAUCCUAAGAGAUACAUUUCAUUACGGCAACAAAUAAGAAACAAAGGAAUUUCAUUUUACUAGAUACUUUUUAAUCUACAAUCAAUAUUUACACCAUAUUUUUGUACACAAAAAAAAAAAACUCAUGAUUUUUCCGCAGAAAAGUGUUUGGAAUGGUUUUGUUGGUAUUUUGAUCAUAUCGAUUUCGCCAAAAAUUAUUAUUUGGCAUAUUUAUUUGAAUAUUUACAAUUUAACGAUCAUUUAAUUUACAUUUCAGGAGGGGGUGGCACUGGUUGAUCAUUGAACAGGAAUUGUUCAAAAACAAACAAAAAAACUCCUACUUUCAGUCAGGGCGAGAGCGACUAUUUUGCUUUCGUAAUCAAGCUAUUGUAUAAAUGUAUUACAUAUGCUGGACUCAGGGUUGAAGUUAAUUUUUGCUUCUCAAUAUGUUACAGUAAUAUUCCAAUGUAGUAUAUUUAUACAAUAACUCAAGUACAUAAGUGGAACAAUUGCCACCGCUCCUUCUACACAUUAAAAUAUCAAUUGAAACAAUUAUUACAAAAUAAAAAUAAUAGUAAAAUCACAGCUCUAUCUUAUUUAUAAAUAAAUAAACGUCAUAAUCAAAAAAAAAAAUUGAACAAAAAAUAUUUCAGCUAACUAACACAAUUUAUGCAAUUGCCGAGUAUUUGAAAAAAUCCUCAAACAAUUUUUCUCUAGAGGUAGAACAUUAUUUUUCACAAAAUCUAAUCCUAUAAAAAUAACUAACUAAUUGUACUUACAAAAUUUAAAUGAAAUCGAAAAGUAUUUGGUACAAUAAUAAUUAAUAAUUUACAUAAAUAAUACUUUUCGAUUACAUUGUAUGGAUUAAGGAAGCAUCAUUGAAAUCUUUGUCGAUUGGCUUUUGAUCUACCUAUAUACAAAAAUAAACGGACAAAGAUUUGUUCUCGCCAUUGAAAAAAAUCCUUCAAGGAUACAAAUAUUAUGAGAAUGCACACUGUACACAAAAAGAUGGCGCAAUUUAUUUACAAUACAAACAUUCUAAUUAUUUAAACAAUCUUUGGUAGGAAAGAGACAAAAAUAACAACAAAAUUUGCAACAAAAAAAUUAUUUGUUACCAUCAUAAUACUAAAUCAAUAAUAAUCUUGAGAUCGGUUUUUUGCCCUCUGAUUAGUUUUAUAGAAAAUUAUUUUAAAUAAAUAAUUUCAACAAAAAUUCAACCAUUCUGGUUUCAAUUGGUUGUUUUUUUUUGUCAAAAAGGGCAACAAAAUAAUGUAAUUACGACAUCAAAUCAGUCUAAAAUUGUACAAAAAAAAAUAUAACAAACAAAAAUCUCACAGACAUAAAGCUUGAUAGUUAAUUUAAGAGAUGCUAGAGGAGUUGCCAAAUGGAAAAAAAAAAAUUAAAAAAUUUUAUUGCACAAAAACAAAUUAAAUCAACAACAGCCCUUGUAGUGUCGGAGCUGCACGUGGGCGCAGCACCUCUUCAACUGUCAUCAGCCAAACCGUUCUUUUACCAGGAACAUCAAUUUCUUUUUGCCUUU
Ceutorhynchus assimilis (cabbage seed weevil) is the source of this 10754-nucleotide messenger RNA. The record is from the annotation of a GenBank genome assembly. NCBI's taxonomy places the organism in Eukaryota, Metazoa, Arthropoda, Insecta, Coleoptera, Curculionidae.